GGUUUAUCACCCGUCAUCUUCGUCGGCGAAAUCAAUUUUCGGACUCCGUCGAAUUCGAAUUUUCAGAAAUGGGAGACAAGAGGAAGAAGACGUUCAUGUUCAUCCGUCUAGUUUCAGCAGCUGGAACUGGAUUCUUCUAUGUCAAGAGGAAGAGUACCAAGGGACUUCUUGAGAAGCUCGAGUUCCGUAAGUACGAUCCUCGAGUUAAUCGCCAUGUCCUCUUUACAGAGCAGAAAAUGAAGUGAUAAGACAAAAGAAGCUUGCUUUUGCCUGUUAUGGCUAUCAUAGAUCAAAUAAACGUUUCAAUUUAGAGUUCUAUCGAAACUCUUUGUAGGAUUCUCUAAAACUUAAGUGCAGAUUGAUUGUAUUGUGAUCAAUUUCGACACCCUUGUUGAUUUCCAAAUGAAUGUACUGUGAGUGUUAAAUCGAAUUACUCAUGCGUUCAUCUAAUCUAGGUACUUGAAAACUGAUCACAAGUUAGAUUGAUCAGCAAGCGAUAUGUAG
Arabidopsis thaliana (thale cress) is the source of this 504-nucleotide messenger RNA. RefSeq names its product Ribosomal protein L33 family protein. NCBI's taxonomy places the organism in Eukaryota, Viridiplantae, Streptophyta, Magnoliopsida, Brassicales, Brassicaceae. Gene Ontology annotation, cellular component: ribosome; cytoplasm. Gene Ontology annotation, molecular function: structural constituent of ribosome. The coding region runs from base 69 to 245 and encodes 58 amino acids. The record is from RefSeq and is marked reviewed. The transcript is spliced from 2 exons. Gene Ontology annotation, biological process: translation.